Numida meleagris (helmeted guineafowl) is the source of this 1363-nucleotide messenger RNA. RefSeq names its product feather keratin Cos1-1/Cos1-3/Cos2-1-like. NCBI's taxonomy places the organism in Eukaryota, Metazoa, Chordata, Aves, Galliformes, Numididae. Gene Ontology annotation, molecular function: structural constituent of cytoskeleton. The transcript has a single exon. The coding region runs from base 1029 to 1334 and encodes 101 amino acids. The record is from RefSeq and is a predicted model, not a curated record. Gene Ontology annotation, cellular component: intermediate filament.
AGGUCUUCCCCAGCACAAACUAUUUUAUGAUUCUGUGGCAUUUGUUUUAUUUUUUUGAGAACUGGCAGAUUGUACAGGGUGCACAAAUUAAAGCAGUCAAGAACUCUUUUCCAGAGGGCAGUGUUACAUGACAUAGGGUUAAAUCCCAGCAGAAAAUUCACAGUGGAAAGCCAAAACGAGUGGCCAACAGAGAGAGCUGAGGGGUCAGAGAAAGAGAAGGAAGAGGCACAUCCUCAUGUACAGGAAGCCCUGGGUAUCCAGCUGAUGCUUGCUGGAUCUUAUCCUGAGGAUGCCACUUCCAACAGGCACACUGUUGUGAACCAGGCUGAUGUCACUUGCAUGCUCUGGAUCCAACCACCAUUACAGCAGAGUCAUCUGCCUCACCAAUGCAAUCCUGCUCUAUAAAUCUUUGGGCCUUUCAUUGCAGCACUGUAAAGAAACCUUCAUUAGAGAAUGGGCAUGACAGAAAUCUGGAAAUGAAAAGGUAGCACUGCAGGAAACCAAAACACAGCAGGGAUGGCUUGCGUUCACAGUGAGCUUGUCAUAAAAUUAUUGCCUGUAUCCGUGGUAGCUCUGGGCCUGCAGCGAUGAAGAACCAGUAUAAAAGGCAGCUGAAUUCCCAGCUCUCCCAUCCACUUCUCUUGCCUCCUUCUCGUUGGGAACCAGGUAAGUGUGAAGCACUCUCUCCUCCUCUGGCUAAGUCAGAUUUCACCUCAACAGUCACCUUAUCAGAUAGUGGAGGUUCAUGCUAUGGGAAACGGUAGAGGGGAUAAGGUUUGUGUAGACAGUGCUUGGGACAACUUACAUGGCUUUAGAUUUAUGCAGACUGUGAGAGUCUCCUUGGGCCAAACUGUUCUUUGUAGAGCCCUGGCAUAAGGAAGUGAUGUGACCUGCUGUCACAGCCUUCUCCUCCAUCCUUCAUAGUUGCCUUUGCUCCUGUGUGAGAGGCUAUCCAGGCUGUCCCUCCAUACCCAAGUGCUCUACUUUCACUUAUCCAUCUCUCCUAGGUGUACCUCCAGUCUAAAGACAUGUCCUGCUACAGCCAAUGUGUGCCAUGUCGGCCAUGUGGCCCCACCCCUCUGGCCAGCAGCUGCAAUGAGCCCUGUGUCAGGCAGUGCCAGAACUCCACCAUUGUCAUCGAACCCUCUCCCGUGGUGGUGACCCUGCCCGGACCCAUCCUCAGCUCCUUCCCGCAGAACACUGUUGUGGGAUCGUCCACCUCCGCUGCUGUUGGCAGCAUCCUCAGCUCUGAGGGCGUGCCCAUCACCUCGGGAGGCUUUAACUUGUCUGGCUUCGGCAGCCGCUACUGUGGCAGAAGGUGCCUGCCCUGUUAAAGCCACUGGCCUUGGUCCUGGAGAAAUUC